Messenger RNA from Aedes albopictus (Asian tiger mosquito), 2256 nucleotides. It is a transcript of the gene Brf, whose product is annotated as transcription factor IIIB 90 kDa subunit. NCBI's taxonomy places the organism in Eukaryota, Metazoa, Arthropoda, Insecta, Diptera, Culicidae. Gene Ontology annotation, biological process: transcription by RNA polymerase III; transcription preinitiation complex assembly; DNA-templated transcription initiation. Gene Ontology annotation, cellular component: transcription factor TFIIIB complex; nucleus; transcription preinitiation complex. Gene Ontology annotation, molecular function: RNA polymerase III general transcription initiation factor activity; TBP-class protein binding; RNA polymerase III type 3 promoter sequence-specific DNA binding. The record is from RefSeq and is a predicted model, not a curated record. The coding region runs from base 133 to 2073 and encodes 646 amino acids. The transcript has 4 exons.
CAAAACUGCAAGUGGUGUGCGGCUCGAGUUUGAAAUUUUACACAUUUUCAAUCCGCGAAAAUACAAUUAAAUUGUUACAAGUUUCUUGAAAUCCAUCAAAUAAUUGUGUGAAUUGAUCGCUUCGUCGCCAGAAUGUCGGGUCGGAAGUGUAAUAAUUGCGGAAGUGCCGACAUCGAGGUCGACAAUGCCCGCGGUGAUGCAGUGUGUACAAAUUGCGGUUCGGUGUUGGAGGAUAACAUAAUCGUAUCGGAAGUGCAGUUCGAAGAAAAUGCUCACGGUGCAUCUAGUGCGGUCGGUCAGUUCGUCGCUUCGGAUUCGAAAGGUGGUGCGACGGCCUACGGGAAGUUCCAUGUCGGUACCGGAACCGAAUCGCGCGAGGUUACGCUUCGAAAGGCCCGGCAAGGAAUUACGCAUUUGUGCCACCAGCUACAUCUGAACAACCAUUGCAUCGAGACGGCUUGCAACUUCUUCAAGAUGGCCCUGAUCAGACAUCUGACCCGGGGAAGACGAAAUACCCACAUUUAUGCGGCAUGCGUGUACAUUACCUGCCGUACUGAAGGAACAUCCCAUCUAUUGAUCGACAUCAGUGAUGUUCUUCAAAUUUGUUGCUACGAACUGGGUCGUACAUACCUUAAGUUAUCACAAGCUCUCUGCAUCAAUAUUCCUUCUAUUGAUCCCUGCAUCUAUAUCAUGCGCUAUGCCAACAAGCUGGAAUUCGCCGAAAAAACUCACGAAGUUUCGAUGACAGCGCAGCGUUUGGUACAACGGAUGAAGAAAGACUCCAUCCAUUCGGGCCGACGUCCUUCGGGACUUUGCGGUGCAGCCCUGCUGCUGGCCGCCCGUAUGCACGAGUUCAGCCGCACACCGAACGACAUUGUCCGGAUUGUGAAAAUCCACGAGUCGACUCUUCGCAAGCGGUUGGUUGAGUUUGGCGAAACUCCCAGCAGUGCCCUGACAUUGGAUGAAUUCAUGUCAGUUGAUCUGGAAGCCGAACAGGAUCCACCGGCCUUCAAGGCGGCCCGAAAAAAGGAUAAGGAGCGAUUGCAGAAAUUGGAAGAAUCGAGCACGGAGUUCAACCAGUUGCAGGCAGAGAUCGAUGCAGCGCUGGAAAAAGAUUUACACAAAAGUAGAAACAAAAGACGUAAAUACAAAGGCGAGGACAUCUCAGUGGAUGAAGUCGGCGAGACGGAUCAGUUCAUCCAAGAGUCUACCUUAGAAAUUAUCAAUGAAUGUUUGGAGGAAAAUCCUGAUGAAACCAGUGGUGACAUGAAACUGAACGGGAAGCGUAAGAUUGUUCCGGAAGGUAUCAAACCGGAUUUGCUGGCUAUGUGUUCACAUAAUGUUGAACGGAAAGAGAUUUCCAAGUCCGAAAGCAGAGAAGACGAUGGAGAGCUUUUGUUAGAUGAUUUAGAUGACGAUGAAAUAAACGGUUACAUUAUGACGGAAGAAGAAGCUCGUUAUAAAGACAUGAUGUGGAAUCGGCUACAUGCUGAACAUCUCAAAGAAAUGAAGGAAAAAGAAGAACGUUUAGCAAAGGAGCGCGAGGAAGGAAAACCCGAGAAGAAGAAACGGAAAAGCGCACGGAAGAAGAACAUCGGGCCGUCGAAUUCGGCCGGAGAAGCUAUCGAAAAAAUGCUGCAGGAGAAGAAAAUUUCCACCAAAAUCAAUUACGAUAUUUUGAAAACACUCACUGACAGUGCCGGUCCUGCAGAACCAACACAGGAAGUACCUAUGAAGCACGAAUCGAGUGAUAUUGAUGUUCUGUCACGAACCAGAAUCAAGCCGGAAACGGCGCUUAGUCGCGCAGCUCGACCUCCCGUAAAUUUGCUGGGUUCAUCUCGCAGAAAACCUGCCAUUACGGCGACGCUUCCUGUGGUUGAGAGCGAAGAUGUGAAGCCGGUCAUCGUAGAAACGCCAGCACUCAAAAUCGAGCACGAACACAUCAUUGAGGACUACGAUGAAGAGGUAGAAGACGAACCGGAACCGGAACCGGAAAAGGAGCAUAAAUCUCUUGCUGACAUGCUGAACACUGGAGACGACGAUGACUAUUAUGGCUACGAGGAAGACUACUAAUGGGUAACAUUUCUUAAUAUUAAACUUCAUUACUUUUAUGUUCUUUUCCAACUAUCGUAGAAAUUAGCAAUUAACUUACCACUCAAAUAAUAUCCAUUGUGCAUCCAGGUGUUUAAAUAACAAGAUUAUCCCAAAUAGAUAGACAUACUUGUCUACUUUAGAGUAUGUUCUCUAUUAGAAUCA